CACUCCCUACUGUCUGUAUACAGCUAGACAAACAUACAAAUUACACGCGUACACACACAGACGCACACAUACACAUUAUUAUACAAGUGUAUAUGUGUGUGUGUACAAACUUCCAAACAUACACAUAUAUUUGAGCACAUAUACACAGUUUUACACCACUCAUUACAAUUCAAACACAUACAUACGUACAUACAUACAUAGACACACACAUACCGAACACAGUUUACAUAAUGUAUAUACGUAUGCAUUAAUGUGUGUAUAUAUAUAUAUAUAUAUAUAUAUAUACACAUCUUAUACAUGCACCUAUAUACAUUUAUAAAUAUUUAAAACAAACUAUAAACAACUCUAGACCUACCCACGUAAACACAAACACAAACACUCACACACACACACACACACACACACACACACACACACACACGCACGCACGCACGCACUCACACUCAUACACACAAAUAUCCCGUAUACGCAUGCAUCUACGCACAGUACACUGGCUUGUACAUAUAGCCGAGUUCACCAUUCCGCUGGACCGCACUCACUUCUAAACAAUCCUCACAAACAGAACGGCGCCAAAACCUUAACAUGGAUCUUAUAUUCAGGAAUUUCUUUCGUCCGAGAAAUUGCUGUCUAAAAUGGGUCUUCUACUCUUUGAUGUUGCUGUCUCUUUUUCUGCACGCAACCGAUGCUACCAAACGGGUUCACUGCCAGAAAGGAUGUUCUUGCAAACACGGUGAAGUGAUGUGCAGCAAAUUAAAAUCCUUCCCUAAUGACUUACCUAACACCACCAUGUCCUUGGAAAUCCUCGACUCUAAUAUAACAGACAUCCCACCUGGAGCGUUAGCAUUUUCAUCAAACAUUCGCCACUUAACCAUCAUGAACAGCAAAAUUGAUAAAAUCCUCACCUGCGCAUUCAGCAAUCUUAAACGCAUUCGGAUCACAUUUACUGGAAGUGCUAUUGUUGAAAUACAAGAAGGAGCGUUCCGCCAUCUGGUGGAUGAUGUCAUCAUUACUUUGAAAUAUACAACUAUAUUUCGUUUACAUAGUUUUGCGUUUGAUGAUUUGCGAAAUGUUGAUGAGCUUCACAUAUCUCAUUGCAGUUUUAAGUCAAUUAGUCCAUUUGCAUUUAGUAAAAUACACAACGUGAAGAAAGUCCAUAUCGCCAACAACAACUUUCCAAUCCUUCCAUCUUUGACAUUUAUUAAUGUAAAAAAUAUUGGACUGUGGGACAUGGAAUUUAAUACAUUUUCUGAUUUUGCUUGCAACCCGUUUAGUUACCUGUUUUGGAAUGUUACCGAAGUGAAUGUUGUCUUCAAUAGAUUACCAUGUUCUUGCGAAGUGGCUAAAUUUUUGCAAUUCGAUUUUCCUUUCCCUGAACAUAUACGGGAAGCUUUUAUAAUUGAAAACAUGUGUUACGAAGACGGAAAGACUGAAGACAUGUUCCUCACCAAUUUAGUUCAGAAGCAAAAGAAAUGUGAAAGCUUACGUCUGGCAAGUUGUACUGAAAACGCAAUGAACUCUUUAGAGGUGAUUUGUCAAAAAUCUUCAGUCAUACGCACUGAUAAGUUAUCAUCACUGAUCCCUCAUGCUACAGUUAAUCCUGAUUUAUCGACAGUCAGAGAUCCAAACGGUGUUUAUGCUGAUGAAAGAGAACCCCUCUACAACAACCCAACCACAAAAUUUGACAGUCAAGAAAAAAGUGAUAGCCAAAAGAAAAAAACAGAAACCAAAGACGACAUGAUCCCUAAGGAUGGUAUAACUUCUGGUGACAGAGAAGCAUCUGCUGAUGGUAUUAAUGACGAAUCCAAGCAUCCAGAUUUGGGAUCGGCAAAAAGACAUGAGCCCAAAGAUGAAGUCGAUGUGGUUAUUAGUCGAGUCCUAAAAGAUACCAGUACUUUACCCACCCCCAGAAAAACCGAGCGAAUGAACAAGAAAACCAGCAACAAAGCAGAUUCCAUCAGCGGACGUAUUGGGUCGAUUGUCACUGAAACACCGAAUCCUAAAAGUACGAAGUCAACUUCUCUUCAGCUGCAAAACCAACCAUCUAAAACAAGUGGACAGUCUGCCCUGCUUGCCUACACAAAAUUUUGUAUCAUCUCGUUUCUGUUGGCCAUAAACUGUGCAGUGCCAUAUUUCUAAAGACAUGCAUGUGUACGUAAAUGUCAUAAAUAAAGUUAUAUUUUUGUAAA
Octopus bimaculoides (California two-spot octopus) is the source of this 2186-nucleotide messenger RNA. RefSeq lists its product as uncharacterized. NCBI's taxonomy places the organism in Eukaryota, Metazoa, Mollusca, Cephalopoda, Octopoda, Octopodidae. The record is from RefSeq and is a predicted model, not a curated record.